This is a messenger RNA of Brassica napus (rape), 990 nucleotides long. Its product is annotated as transcription factor bHLH92. Lineage: Eukaryota; Viridiplantae; Streptophyta; Magnoliopsida; Brassicales; Brassicaceae. The transcript is spliced from 3 exons. The coding region runs from base 71 to 787 and encodes 238 amino acids. Gene Ontology annotation, molecular function: protein dimerization activity. The record is from RefSeq and is a predicted model, not a curated record.
ACGAGACAAACGAGACACACACACCAUCAAUUCACAACUCAAGAUCCUUAACGUAUCCAUAGCGAGAGAGAUGGAUUUUUUUUCUCUAGAUUCUGUUUUCCAAGAAGAAGGAGAAAAUUUCUGGGAUAUGAUCGCCGGUGACGUCUCCGGCGAUGGUGACGGUGACAAAACCGUAGGUGUACCAAACAGAAGCGCCUUCAGGUCAUACGUGAGGGACCAUGAACAGAGGAGGGUAUCGUCUUCAUCGACGGUGAACGUGAAGAGGAGAAUGGUGAAUCUUCUGAGAAAAAAUUGGGAGGAGAAGAAAAUUGUAGCAGUGCCGGGGAAGGAGAGAUGCCGGCGACAUAUGAUGAAAGAGAGAACGAGAAGAGAGAAACAAAAACAGAGUUACUUAGCUCUCCAAUCUCUAUUACCUGCCACUAAGAGUGAUAAAAAUUCGAUUGUUGAAAAGGCCGUUGAUCAGAUUAGGAAACUAGAAGGAUUAAAGAAAGAACUAGAGAGAAAAAUGAAUGUGUUGGAGGCAAAAUCAGCACGGGAUCAUGAUGAAAUGAAUGGAAAAAAGGUUAGGUUUAAUGUACAAGAACCUUUGUCGGGGAUCGAUUCAGUUGUAGAAGUUCUUCAGUGUCUUAAAUCAAUGGGGACAAAUCUCAAUACGGUCCAAGCCAAUUUCUCUCCACACGAGUUCUCAGCGACCAUGAACAUCGAGACUCAGAUAAGAGGAGAAGAGGUGGAAAAAAGAGUACAGAAAAGACUCCAGGAAACUGAAUGGAAACUCCUUUUGUUUUGACUUUCUUUUGUUCAUUCUCGUUCUUCUUAAUUUGGUAGAUGAUCAAUAAAAAUUGGCACUGCUUUGUUGACAAAACACGUAAGCAUAUAUGAAUCAGUCUGAAUCAGUGGGCCAUACUUUCUUUUUCCACAAAAUGAAAUAAGUAAAUGGCCAUCUAUUAUGUAAUUGAAAUGUUAAUAAUUGUAUACAAAAUAUAGGUAGUA